This is a messenger RNA of Xenopus laevis (African clawed frog), 1902 nucleotides long. RefSeq lists its product as uncharacterized. The transcript is spliced from 7 exons. Lineage: Eukaryota; Metazoa; Chordata; Amphibia; Anura; Pipidae. Bases 135 to 773 code for a protein of 212 amino acids. The record is from RefSeq and is a predicted model, not a curated record.
GCCAGUGCCGCCGUUCAGGGCAGGGAGCCAAUAGAAAUCACUCAUCCCAUUGCUCGACACGCCCCGCCUGGCAGUAGUUCAGAGAGCAAAACUCUUGCUUUCAUUCGCAGUGAGUGUGAGAAUGUGAGACUGUUAUGGCUCCGGAUCCCACUCAAUCGUUUCUACCGCGGGACGCGAAUAAUUCCAGCAGCACCGACCCCACUCUGCUCGCCGACCCACGUGGGGAAGAUGAGGAGCUGGUUAUUACUUGCCCGGUGCUGCCCGGUGGAUCCGCUCACUAUACAGCCCGGGACAGGACCCAGGAGCCGAACUGCACCACUGCCAUUGGGCAUCUGGGAACCACUGGUAACCAUGGCAACGGCUGCUUGUGGCACUGGAUCCUGAAGCACAAAUGGUGGCUGAUUAUCACAGCGAUUGUUGGCAUUAUUAUUAUUAUUAUUGGUCUUGUUUUCCUCAUCAAAAAAGCAGGGAGGAAUUCUACUGAGCCGCCCAACACUGGAGGGACCCUAAUCUGGCAGAACUGCAGCGGAAUCCAACUAAAUAUCUCGACUGUAGAGGUUUCCUGGGAAGAGGCCAAUAGCAACUGCACAAAGUAUAGAGGACAACUAAUAGACAAGUCCGAGAUCGAUAAUGACUGUAUAGGAUCGUAUGAGGAUUUCUGGAUCAAGCAAGAGAACACUCAGUCAGAGAAGUGUGAGGUUUACAACAUGAACUAUCCAAACUUGACAUUACAUUGUGAUUCCCGGAGGAGAUACAUUUGCAGCAAAUCCUGAUUAAAUGGCGGCACAUUGAUCCUGGCACUACAUCCAUUGCCUUAAGGACUCUCUCUCUUUUCCGCUUUCUCUGGAUAUUAAAUCUGCGUCACUGUUGGAAAUGGAAUGAGACAAGGCAGAGUAUAGAGGGUCUGAGCAGUGAGCGCAACUACAAAGUCUUCCCCAGUGCCAGUGUUUCCUGUCUCAGGUCCUUGUGUGAUUUGUUCCCAGAGUAAUGACAAGUUGUACGUUAAACACUCAAACAUUUUCUCCUUUUCAACCCCAUCCACGUAAUUGAUACCAGUGGUUCUGCUUUGUCUGAGUCUGUUUCUCGCCACAUAUUCAGUGUAACCGUUUCUAACAGCAACUCCCAGAUAUUGGUCAAUUGGUGCACCCACGGGUCUGUCUUGUGCAAUGUCUCUCCUCUUUUCUUCCCCUAUCCCCUCAUUGCUCCUCCAUUCCUGCCCCAAUCUCUAACACUAACAUCACACAGUGCCUUGGCCAUAGAAUCCUGGACAUCUGCUCAUAAUUCCCAACAAUCCCUACUGAUCCUUACGUUCAGUUACUGGCCACACAAUCAGCGCUGCCAGGCUUUCCCACUCUAUUCUCAAACCUCCUUAGGAAUCAUUUUUUAGAGGAAACACAAAACUUUUUCCCCUCCCCAUUGUGUUUCUCUUUGUCUUCAAUUCCUCAUAGAUUGUAAGCUCUUCAGGGCAAUAUAUUGAAACUGAUAGCACUUACAUGUUUGUUCUCCCUGUCUAAUUUAUAAUAACCGUAUACCUGUCUGUGUCGAUGCUUUGCAGGGUCGGACUGGGGGGCCUGGGGCCCACCGGGACUGCUGUCCAGGGCCCCCCAGCCCCUGCCUCCCCUUGCUGCUGCACCAGCGGCGCGCUCCCCUUUGGCGUUGUCCCAUGCCGGCGCGCAUGCGCAGACGGCACCCGUGCCGACGAGAAUGCGCAGACAGCGCAUCGCGCCGGCUACGUUUUUUUUUUUUUUUAACUAUUACGAUUGGGGGUCUGGCCCGGCGGGGCCCCUUGAAGGUCGGGGCCCACCGGGUAUUUUCCCGGUGUCCCGCCGGGCCAGUCCGACACUGAUGCUUUGUACAGCCCAUUGCCUCUUCUGGUGCUAAAUAAAUACAUUUAUUCUUUCA